AUGGGGACUCUGCAAAAUAGGAUAAAUGAGCUUGUGUCUCUCUACACCAAGAGUUCACCACUUUUUGAUGAUAAUUCUGUCAGUGUUGAAUACUUGUUGGAUACUGUCGUUUGUCUGUCUUAUGAAUGCAGACUUCCUCAACACAAAAACGAAAGGAACUGCAUAAAAUUUUACAACUCUGUCAGAAAAUAUGUUGAGAAAAUUGAAAAAUGCUGGAUUUCGAAGUCGGAAUUUGAGACCAUUCGUCUCAUUGGGUCAGGAGCGUUUGGCGAUGUUUCAGUUGUUAGGUGGAAAGAUGACGGGAAAAUUUACGCUCUAAAAUCUCUUCAUAAAUAUGAUAUGCUAAAACGUUCAGAUAGAGCAUGCUUCCAGGAGGAACGAGAUGUUAUGGUGAAGGCAAUGGUCAGUAAUUCUCCAUGGAUAGCCAAACUGCAUCACACUUUUCAGGAUGAAAAGUUCCUGUAUUUUCUUAUGGAUUUCUAUAAUGGUGGUGAUAUGCUGACUAUGCUUAGCAAGUUCGAUGACAAGAUUCCAGAAAGUAUUGCUCAGUUUUAUGUCGCUGAGAUGGUUUUGGCUAUCAACGCUCUUCAUCAGCUUGGUUAUGUUCACAGAGAUAUAAAACCAGACAACGUCCUUUUGCAAAGUUCAGGUCAUAUUGUUCUUGCUGACUUCGGUUCUUGUUUAAAACUCGGGGAGAACGGAUUAGUGAAGAACAAUACAGCUGUUGGGACACCAGACUAUAUAUCACCUGAAAUUUUACGUGCUUCUGAGGAUGGUCAUGGAACUUACGGUGUUGAGUGUGAUUACUGGUCUCUCGGAGUCGUGAUGUAUGAAAUGCUGUUCGGUGAAACACCUUUCUACAGUGAGAAUUUAAUCGAAACAUACGGCCAUAUUAUGAAUUUUGAGAAACAUUUUUCGAUUCCGGUUGACUGUACUGAUGUCUCUGAAUCAGCAUGCGAUCUAAUGAGGCACUUAAUAUGUGACCGGAAACGAAGAUUUGGUCGGAAUGGGAUUGAUGAACUGAAGGAUCAUGCCUUUUUUAAAGGUAUAGACUGGGAACAUAUACGAGAACAAAAUCCUCCGUACAUUCCUGAGGUUACCAGUCCGGAUGAUACUUCCAACUUUGACAUUGAUCAGUCUUCUCGUAAUCACGAAGGACCACCUCUUGGACCGAUUUUUCGUGGUUGCCAAGUUGCAUGUAUUGGAUUCACAUUUACUAACAACUCUCCUUUGAAUGAACUGGGUCCUGCACAUUUUAAAAUGACAUUGAAAAACGAGAAUAAAUGCUCUGAUAAAAGUUCAUACCUUGCUGAAACACCAAAAUCACAAGCCCUAUGCGAUACUGGUUCAUCUACCAAUCUAUAG
This is a messenger RNA of Heterobilharzia americana, 1365 nucleotides long. NCBI's taxonomy places the organism in Eukaryota, Metazoa, Platyhelminthes, Trematoda, Strigeidida, Schistosomatidae. The record is from the annotation of a GenBank genome assembly.